GCCUAUCAGUGCGCAUCAGUGCCACCUAUCAGUUCCCUGCCCAUCAGUGCCACCUACCAGUGCCUCCUCAUCAGUGUCCAUCAGUGCAGCCUAUCAGUGCCCAUCACUGCAGCCUCAUUAGCGCACAUCAGUGAAAGAGAAAAAUCACUUAUUUACAAAAUUUUAUAACAAAAACUAAAAAAAAAUUUUUUCACAAUUUUCAGUGGUUUUUGGUUUGUUUAAGAAAAAAUAAAAAACCAAGAGGUGAUUAA
Molecule: messenger RNA, 251 nt
Organism: Staurois parvus
Lineage: Eukaryota; Metazoa; Chordata; Amphibia; Anura; Ranidae
Source: the annotation of a GenBank genome assembly